Messenger RNA from Ylistrum balloti, 1779 nucleotides. RefSeq names its product DEP domain-containing protein 7-like. The record is from RefSeq and is a predicted model, not a curated record. Bases 1 to 1638 code for a protein of 545 amino acids. Gene Ontology annotation, biological process: intracellular signal transduction. Lineage: Eukaryota; Metazoa; Mollusca; Bivalvia; Pectinida; Pectinidae. The transcript has 7 exons.
AUGGCUUCGAUUGAUAGUCUUAUCGACAGUCCAAGAUUUCAUGGAUUCCAAAGAUCUAUUCCGCUGAGAGCUUCUAAAGUUCAUCUAGGUCCAUUCCGUGCGACACAGAUAUGGAAUGAGAUUAUUGAGCACCUGAAGUCCAAGGUUGAGGUGAAGCGCCGCCGCUACAAGAUGCGUAACUAUGAUAACUGUUUCUGUGGAACGGAUGCUGUAGACGUUGUCUUACACUACCUCCUGAGUGACCGCAACACUUUCAGCAGUGACCUCUCCAGGGAAAAGGCCAUCAAGCUUUGCCAGUCUCUGAUGGAUCGCAACGUCUUCAGCCCUGUCAGUUCCCGAUCCAGCGAGAUCAAGAAAACAUUUGAUGAUAGCCAUAGCAAGCUGUACCGCUUUGUAGGCCCAGACCUGGAGCAUGAAGAGGAGAACCGCAUCGUGGAGUCCGAGGAGUCGGAUGAGGACCAGAACUACUCUAUCGUGGUUGACUGCCGCAGCAAGAGCGAUGACAUGAGAAUUGACCCCAGCAUUGAGCCUGACUUAAUUGAGGAUGGUGUCAUCUGUAACCCCAUUGCUGUCAACAAGAAAGGUCAGGUCCUACAGGAAAUUCUUUCCCUCCAGAACUCAUACAGUCGUAGACGUAGUCGCAGCUCCCUCAAGUGUGCCAAUACCUCCAUGUUAAUGCGUAGCAUGAAAGAGAAGCAUGAUGUAUCUCCUGAAGCUCUAGAGGAUUUGUGGAAGGAAGUUGCCCUAUGCCAGUUGUUGACUUUGAUUGACCUUCCAUUCCUGGAUGGCCUCCUGGUAGAAGAGAAGCCAAACAAGAAGUUCCUGAAGCAAAACCUUAUCAUCUCCAAUGUAGUGGCCAAGCACUGGAACAUUCCAUCUGCUGGUCAGGAUCCGUUCAUGUCCUCAGCUCUCAGCUGUAUCGAGUGUCUGCCCAAGGGGAUUAGUGUUCUGGAGAACAGCUUUGUACGUGAUACUAACCCUGCUGCCAAGCUUCAGGCCUUCCACAUCAUCAGUGAACAUUAUACCACCCAAUUGGAAGAGUCUCUUCUCCCUGAGCGCUUCAUUGACCUUCACCUUGCUGUCCUCAACUUCAUCCUCCAGCAGACCGACCAGAAGGCACUUGACGCUCUUCAGCUCGACAUGAUCCUUCUGCCAUGGCAUGUGCGAGAGGAGCUCCAACGUCUGUUGCGAUUCAUGGCUGCUGUCAAGGACGAGUCCAUGCAGAUUGAUGCCAAGGAUGAUAAUGAGGUUCAUCUACUGAAUACUUUCACUGACAGUAUCAUGAAGCACAAAGUUGUGGCCCCCAAGCUUGCACGCAUCCUUGUAGGAUUUAUGGUUGAGAAUGUAGAAGACAUCUUCAGUAUCCCAAAGGAGAUUCGUGACCGUGUUAACUCCCGUAUUGAUGAUAUCCGUACAGGAGAGGUCUCACCUGUCAGAGAAAACACAUAUUGCCAGCAAAUUUCGCCUCAGGAGUAUGAGCAGCAGGCUGCAGAAUGUACCCAGAAUGCCUUGGUGUCUAUGAUGAAUGAUAUUCUUGACAACACAGAGAUGUCUUUGAAGGAGAAGAAACAGAAACUGCGACAGUUCCAGAAGCAUCAUCCUUCCCUCUACGAUGCUCAUUUUAGUGGAAUGCUAUAGAUGAACUGAUAUUGUUACCAGCAAAACAAGAUGGUGCAUUAUCUACUGGGAUGUGUAUCUCAACCAAAAGUGCAAUUAUUGUGUCAAACAUGUGAUAUUUGUCUGAACCUAUUCUUUGAUUCCCAGAGAACAACAAGUAUA